CUAGGAAAGGGAAGAUGCCGUUGUUUGAUCGAGAUCGCUACCAGAGGCUGCCGCUGGACGUCGGCGGCGGUGGCGCCCGGCGGCCCGCGUCGUCCUGCGCCACGGCCACGAUCGUCCUCUUCGUGGGGCUCUGCCUCGUCGCCGCGUGGAUGAUGGCGCCCACGAGCAACGUCCCGAUGGGCGUCUCACCGGACAAGGCCGGGGAGGACACGGACGUCGGCUUGACCCGCAGCGUCGUCAAGGGUGGCGACGCCGACAUUACACAGGCAACAGACAAGGCCGCCAAGGAGGACCACGACGGUCCGGCCGUGCAAACGACGGAGGUCGACCAGAGCGCAGAGAAGACGGAUGCCGAUGCCAGCAGCACCACCGCAGGCAAGCCCGACGGCGACACCGUAGCCGGGGUCGAGUCGCCGUCCAAGAACCUCACAUCCUCUCACGACAGCGGCAUGACGGAAGGCGGGGAUGUGGCCAAGCCGGAGGAAGACCGCGACAAGAAUGUCCAGAAUAACACGGAGGAGGCGACGACCGACAAGAGCGCCGAGGAUGCAUCGACAGGCACGAACCAGAGCAGCGGCAACAACGCCGACCAGAACACGGAGGCGGCGACGACCGACAAGGGCGCCGAGGAUGCGUCGACAGGCACGAACCAGAGCGGCGGCAACAACGCCGAGCAAAACACGGAGGAGGCAACGACCGACAAGAGCGCCGAGGAUCCGUCGACAGGCACGAACCAGAGCAACACGGAGGAGGCACCUAGAGACACGACGGACACCGGUGACCAGAUUGAUAAAAGCUCCGACACUACGGAGACCGGCGGCCAGGGCGAGAAGAACGUCGAGGCGGCGCCCACCGAGAAGAAGGGUGAGACAGAAGAUAACAUCACCAACAAGAACGCCGAAGAGACGCCGGCCUAUGCAAAAGAAGCUGGCGACGACGGCACGGAGAAGAACCAGACAGCCUUCGACGACCGGACCGGCGACGAUGCGGCCACCGGCGCUGCAUCCAAGAACCAAACGUUCGUCGACAAGAAGGACACGCCCAGGAACCAGACAACUACAACGGUAGAGGACACACUCUCUGAAGAAGACGGGAUGGUUCUAACGAACAGUAGUACCGCCAACCAAGGCGAAGAGAGGCCAGUGACGGAGCCGGUGACCGGCGGCGACACAGAAACGGCAGAGCUGCUGCCGAGCGGGCAGGCGGAGCUGCUCAACGAGACGACGACGGCUGAGCAGGACGUCACGUUCCCGACACAGGCGACGGAGUCGAGCGAGGAGAAGGCGCAGAACAGCAGGAAGGAGCACAAGAACAAAGGCAACGUGGUGGUCGUCGUCGGCGAGUCGUCCACGGAGGAGGCCUCGUACGUGUGGAAGCUGUGCAACACGAGCGCCGGCGCGGACUACAUCCCGUGCCUGGACAACGAGGCGGCCAUCAAGGGGCUCAAGAGCAACAAGCACUACGAGCACCGCGAGCGGCACUGCCCGUCCCCAGCGCCGUCAUGCCUGGUGCCGCUGCCGGAGGGCUACCGGCAACCGAUCCCGUGGCCGGAAAGCCGCGAGAGGAUCUGGUACAACAACGUGCCGCACACCAAGCUGGCGCUGUACAAGGGGCACCAAAACUGGGUGAAGGUCUCCGACGACGGCGAGCACCUGGUGUUCCCGGGCGGCGGCACGCAGUUCCUGAACGGCGCGUCGCACUACAUCGACGUGAUCCAGGAGGCGCUCCCGGCGGUGGCGUGGGGGACGCGCAGCCGCGUGGCGCUUGACGUCGGCUGCGGCGUGGCAAGCUUGGGCGGGUACCUGUUCGACAAGGACGUGCUGGCCAUGUCGUUUGCGCCCAAGGACGAGCACGAGGCGCAGGUGCAGUUCGCGCUGGAGCGCGGGAUCCCGGCCAUCUCGGCCGCGAUGGGCACGAAGCGGCUCCCCUUCCCCGGCGGCGCCUACGACGUGGUGCACUGCGCGCGGUGCCGCGUGCCGUGGCACAUCGAGGGAGGCAAGCUGCUGCUGGAGGCGAACCGGCUGCUCCGGCCCGGAGGGCUGUUCGUGUGGUCAGCGACGCCGGUGUACCGGAAGGACGCGGAGAACGUGGGGAUCUGGCAAGCCAUGGCUGCACUGACCAAGUCCAUGUGCUGGGAGAUGGUGACGAGGACGAGCGACACGGUGGACCAGACCGCCAUGGUCAUCUUCAAGAAGCCGUCCAGCAACGAGUGCUACAGCAAGAGGAGCCGGGCGGAGCCGCCGCUGUGCGAGGAGUCGGAUGACCCCAACGCAGCAUGGAACAUAACGCUGCAGGCGUGCAUGCACAGAGUGGCCACCGAGCCAGCGGCGCGAGGCUCGCGGUGGCCGGAGCAGUGGCCGGAGAGGCUGACGGCGGCGCCCUACUGGCUGAACGAGAGCCAGGUGGGCGUGUACGGCAAGCCCGCGGCGGAUGACCUGGCGGCGGACACGAAGCACUGGAGGGAGGCGGUCAACAGCUCGUACCUGAGCGGCAUGGGCAUCGAGUGGAAGAACGUGAGGAACGUCAUCGACAUGCGAUCCGUCUACGGCGGGUUGGCGGCGGCGCUGCGCGACAUGAAGGUGUGGGUGAUGAACAUCGUGUCGGUGGAGUCGCCGGACACGCUGCCCAUCAUCUACGAGCGCGGGCUCUUGGGGAUGUACCAUGACUGGUGCGAGUCCCUGAGCACGUACCCGAGGUCGUACGAUCUCGUCCACGCCGACCAUCUCUUCUCCAAGCUCAAGUACAGGUGCAAGGUGAGGCUGGUGAUGGCGGAGGUGGACCGGAUCCUCAGGCCGGAGGGGAAGAUGAUCGUCCGUGACGACAGGGAGACGGCCGAGGAGGUGGAGAGAAUCGCCAAAUCUCUGCAUUGGGAGGUCCGGAUGGCCGUGUCAAACCAGGGGGAGAGGCUGCUCUGCUUCCACAAGACCAUGUGGCGACCCACCCAAGUCCAACCACUGGGCUAGGAACACUACUACCAGUACUUUGCAAACACAUGAGCAUGGCAGCAAUAACGAAAAUAAGCCUAGGAUUCUUCUUGUUCACAAGUUUUGUACUUGUACGACAAGGAAACUGUUAAGAACAUUAUCAGGUCUGAAACUCAACACUCGAUUUGUAUGGUAAAAUAUUUCACUAAUGGCACUACAAAGUAUCAACUCCAAAGAACAUCUCCUUCCUUCAGGCAACAAUAGUGAUGGCUCAUCAUUACUGCAUGAACAAAACUGAAGCAAACAUCGGCUAAAACACUUGCGAUAACAGGGACUGACUGACUGACUGACUCUUUUUGUUUCUCAAUCAUCCAGGCAUUAAGCUAGUACGUAAAAUUGCAUUACACCCCAGUGCCAUAGUAUCAAGCUAUCUAACAAAAUCUUA
Aegilops tauschii subsp. strangulata is the source of this 3369-nucleotide messenger RNA. NCBI's taxonomy places the organism in Eukaryota, Viridiplantae, Streptophyta, Magnoliopsida, Poales, Poaceae. The record is from RefSeq and is a predicted model, not a curated record.